Molecule: messenger RNA, 745 nt
Organism: Aspergillus campestris IBT 28561
Lineage: Eukaryota; Fungi; Ascomycota; Eurotiomycetes; Eurotiales; Aspergillaceae
Exons: 2
Coding region: 60-734 (224 amino acids)
Source: RefSeq, a predicted model, not a curated record
UCACCACUUCUAUCCCUCCUGCUCCCACCGUCCCAAUCCGCGUCCACCAAUCCAGCACAAUGGGCUUCAUUACUCGCACCGUCAAGGUCACCACUCUCGGCGCCGCCACCGCCGCCGGUGCCUUCGCAUGGGCCACGCGCAACGACAAGCUGGUCCCCAUGACCCCCGCCGACCGCAUCUUCUCCUCACCCGCCUACCGCAACCUCAACCCGAGCAACAACCCCACCACCCACGACUACUACGUGCGACGGGUGCCAUUGACCGAUAUAAAGCCGUCGCUGCUGGAGAAUAAGGGAAAGCUGACGGAGGCGUUUUGCGCAGGGGUCUGGAGCGGAUGGGGCUACGCAUUCCAACGGGCCUACCUCUCGCGCAAAUACGAGAACCCCUCCACAGCAUCCGACCUCUGGACGCGCGAAGCCCUCCGCGAAGGCCCCUACGAGCUCGGCACGCGCAUCACAGACCACUUCGAGGUGUUAGAAAAGAGCACAGAGCGGAUUGUGGUCCGGUGCGGGGCGUCGCCGCGCGAGACGGGAGUGCGCGACUCCGACGGGCUAUUCGAAAUGUCAGCUGUUGUGAAGGCCGAUGAGGGCGUUGCGGAGUUUGGGCUCAAGAGUUGCUUCUUCCAGGGGAGGGGGAAGGCGGAUGCUCCGCCCAUGCCGGCGCAUAUUGAUUGGUUGCAUAAGCAGUAUACGAAGUUGUGGUUGGAGACGGCGUUGGUGAAUGUGAGGCGGUAGGGUGGUUUUCC